This is a messenger RNA of Limanda limanda (common dab), 1667 nucleotides long. It is a transcript of the gene ggt5a, whose product is annotated as gamma-glutamyltransferase 5a. Gene Ontology annotation, cellular component: plasma membrane. The coding region runs from base 1 to 1656 and encodes 551 amino acids. NCBI's taxonomy places the organism in Eukaryota, Metazoa, Chordata, Actinopteri, Pleuronectiformes, Pleuronectidae. Gene Ontology annotation, biological process: glutathione catabolic process; inflammatory response; leukotriene D4 biosynthetic process. Gene Ontology annotation, molecular function: glutathione gamma-glutamate hydrolase; leukotriene-C(4) hydrolase activity. The record is from RefSeq and is a predicted model, not a curated record. The transcript has 12 exons.
AUGGCGAAGUCCAAGGCGAGGCUGUACACCUGGUGCGCGCUGCUGCUGCUCUGCGUGCUCGUCUUAAUUGUGUGUCUUGCUGUGUUUGUGAGACGCAAGUGUCCAGCUGGGACCUUCGCACAUGCUGCAGUGGCCGCAGACUCUCGGACAUGCUCAGAGAUUGGACGGGACAUCCUCCAACGAGGGGGCUCAGCAGUAGAUGGCGCCAUUGCUGCGCUGCUGUGCACCUCCAUCAUCAACCCUCAGAGUAUGGGCCCUGGAGGGGGGGCCAUAUUCACUGUGAUGGACAGCUCUGGUAAAGUGAAAAUCAUCAACGCCAGAGAGACCGUACCACAGAAGUUUAAACCUGACCUGCUCAAGUCGUGUCCCAAGACCUUCCAGUUGCUGUCAGGUAGCCAGUGGAUCGGGGUCCCAGGGGAAAUUCGAGGAUACGAACAGGCACACAGGCUUUAUGGGAAGUUGCCAUGGGCAACCCUGUUCCAGCCGACCAUCCAACUGGCCAGGGAAGGGUUUCCCAUCCCUCAAAUCCAAGGUCGAUACAUCUCACACGUUGAUACGAACCAGACCCAGGCACUGCGGAAGUUAUUUUCAGAUAAGGACGGGAACUUGCUGAAGACUGGCAACACAGUGAGGUUUGAGAAACUGGCCGACACCUUUGAGAUGAUUGCAAAUCACGGGGCAGACGUCUUCUACACUGGGAGAGUGGCAGAGGAUUUAAUCCGAGACAUACAGGAGGCAGGAGGAACGCUCACGAUGCAGGACUUGGCGUCGUACAGAGCUACAGUGACUGAUGCGUGGGCUGUUCCUUUGGGAGAGUACCAGAUGUACAUACCUCCCCCCCCUGCAGGCGGCACCAUCCUCAGCCUCAUCCUGAACAUCCUCAAAGGAUAUGGCCUGAAUUCAGCGUCUCUGACAGGUGAACAGAAGACUCUGGCGUAUCACCGCUAUGUUGAAGCCUUCAAGUUUGCCAAUGGACUGAAGAAACACAUCCAUCCACAGCUCACAUCAGAACAAAUGGCGAGGAAAUUCACAGAGGACAGUUUUGCCGACAAUAUACGGAACUUGAUCAGCAGCGACAAGACUCACGAUCCCCAGUACUACAACAUCACCCCCCACCUGGACAGUGUGGGCACCACGCACGUGUCGGUGCUGGCCGAGGACGGAUCUGCUGUGUCCGUCACCAGCACCAUCAACCACAUCUUCGGCUCCAAGGUCUUCUCUCCGAGCACCGGAGUCAUCCUCAACAACGAGCUGUCCGACUUCUGCGGCCGAGUCGACAAUCUCUUUCCUGGGGAUCAGCCUCCCUCCUCCAUGUCUCCCGCCGUGCUGAAGUCUCAGUCGAGGACGCUGGUGAUUGGAGCGACCGGGGGGAGCAUGAUAACGACCGGGAUCGCCUCGACGCUCAUGAACCACCUUUGGUUUGGAAAGAGCCUGAAGGAGGCCAUCGCUGCCCCUGUGGUUUUUAUCAACUCAAAAAACACACUGAGGUUUGAAUCCAACUUUGACAAGAAUGUAAUCAAGGCUCUUAAAGCUCUGGGACACAAUCAAGAGAUGUCGAACAUCUUCUACAACGUGGUGAACGCUGUGGAGCAGGAGAACGGCUGUAUCUGUGCCGUGUCUGAUGCCAGGAAACUGGGCCAAGCAGCCGGAUACUGAGACAGCGAGUG